This is a messenger RNA of Diachasmimorpha longicaudata, 4412 nucleotides long. Its product is annotated as alkylated DNA repair protein alkB homolog 8. Lineage: Eukaryota; Metazoa; Arthropoda; Insecta; Hymenoptera; Braconidae. Gene Ontology annotation, molecular function: S-adenosylmethionine-dependent methyltransferase activity; tRNA binding; tRNA (5-carboxymethyluridine(34)-5-O)-methyltransferase activity. The record is from RefSeq and is a predicted model, not a curated record. Gene Ontology annotation, biological process: tRNA wobble uridine modification; tRNA methylation. Gene Ontology annotation, cellular component: nucleus; cytoplasm. The transcript is spliced from 8 exons. Bases 16 to 1842 code for a protein of 608 amino acids.
GUGAGGUUAAGUCACAUGGUUUUCCGAAAAUGCCAAAGAGGCAGCUGGAGGGUUCGGAUAACAAAUCACGAAGUUUUCAUGGAGAAAAUGAGUGCAAGAGGGACUGCUGAGGCACGCAAAUGCUUGAGAAAACAGAAGAGGGCAAAACACAGACUUGCCAGGGACAUGGAAAUUAAUUGUUGUGAUACUUCUACUCAGAAUCUGGUAAUCUGUAAUGCUGGAUUGGUAACUGGAUUUACACGUCAGAGGCUAGAAAACAUUCUCCGCAAUUGCGGGAAUUUAAUGGAGAACUAUGAAAUAUUUAUGCCUCCAGGGAAAUCAUAUUGUUUUAUCCAAUUUUCAAGUCGAGAAUUGGCUUUGACAUUUUAUGAUCGGCUUAAUGGACACAUAAUUGAAGGAGAAGAGUCUCCCCUGUAUUUAACAUUCUCCGAAUCAUUACCGAAGCUGGAAGAUGCGCUGGCGUCUCCGGACCUCCCUCCAGGGCUGAAAAUUAUCGAGGACUUCAUAACACCUGAGCAAGAAACUUUUCUGUUAGAAAAUAUUGAUUGGAACGAGGAGGAUUCCUCCUCAGAGCUUAAACAUCGUAAAGUGAAGCAUUUCGGGUUCAAGUUUCGUUAUGACAGCAAUCAAGUCGAUCCAAACGAUCCCAUCAUUCCAAUUCCGGAGGAUUUUAGAUUCCUUCAAAAGCUGUUCGAGAGACACGACUGUGGACAAUUUGUUUACGAUCAAUUGACCAUUAAUCGCUAUUCACCUGGCCAAGGAAUUCCACCUCAUAUAGAUACUCACAGUGUCUUUGAGGAUCCAAUUCUAAGUCUCUCUCUCGGCUCGCUAUGCGUAAUGGAUUUUAAGAGGUGUGAGAAGAAAAUUUCCAUUCUUCUCCGUCCCCGGUCACUGGUUGUAAUGUCUGGGGAGUCUAGGUAUGCCUGGACUCACGGUAUUCGUCCUAGACACAGUGACAUCGUGGCAGGUGAUAAUGGAAUCACAACGAGACAGAGAGGCACUCGUAUAUCAUUCACUUUUAGAAAAGUGAAGAAUGGAAAUUGUCAGUGCGAUUUCGACGAGUAUUGUGAUACGGUGAACAGACACAAGAAGAAUAUAGAUGACUCUGUAGCUCCAAGACUAGAAUUGUCUCAUGUGCAUGAGGUGUACGAAGAAAUUUCAAGUCAUUUCGAUGAAACGAGACAUAAACCGUGGCCCAAUGUGACUAAAUUCCUUGGCAGUAUUCAACCUGGAAGUUUCUUACUUGAUGUUGGAUGUGGAAAUGGGAAAUACCUGAAUGAAACCCCUGGAAUUUUUAAGGUUGGCUGCGAUAGGAGUUCAGGCUUAACUGGGAUUUGCAGAAAAAGAUCCUUUGAAGUACUGCUAUCCGACUGUCUUCAAUUACCAUUUAAAUCGAACUCUGUAGACGCUGCAAUAAGCAUUGCAGUGAUUCAUCAUCUUUCCACGCCAGAAAGACGGAGAUUGGCAUUUUCGGAAAUUCUCAGAGUACUGCGACCUGGGGGGAGGUGUUUGAUAUAUGUUUGGGCUAAGGAACAGCACAGAAACUCCAAGGACUCGUCCUACCUUCGGACUAACCUUAAAAAAAGCGAGGAUUCCGAGGGCAGGGAAUUGCAGAAAUUCUUUCAGGGGCUUGCUCUACCUGUUCACGAGAAUCGAACGAGUUUUAACCACAGUGAUGUUCUUGUUCCCUGGAAGAGGAAGGGAGGGGGCGAGUUCUUUCGAUAUUAUCAUGUUUUUGAGGAAGGAGAGUUUGUAGAACUUUGCAAAGGUCUUUUUGAAUCCACAAUUGAGAAGAUUUACUACGAUCAAGGGAAUUGGUGUACAAUUUUAAAGAAAAUAUAGAUUUUUUUUACCAUCAACUUAUUAUCCACUAAUUUUUUUUUUUCGAGUAUUCAUUCGGAGAAUGUGUUGUUUUUAGUUAAACAACCCAAAAUUUACCUAGUUGUUUCUGCUGCGAGACCUGGAGAAGAAUUUCGGCUCGGGUGACACGCAAUACCUGUAUCUAUAUGAAUUAAUAGAAUUGUUUUAUUUUUAACACUAUUUGAUUGACUCAUGAGCCAGAAAAGUUUACGGAAUCAAGGGAAUUGGUGUAGAUUUUUUGAAAAAAAAUAUAGCUGUGUGGUUGAUUUAUUAUCACUUCAUUUUAUAUUAAUCAAUGAAGAAAGUAUUUUUCAACAAAUAAAAGGUAAUAAACACGUCCAGUUCAUUCAUCUUCACAUAUGAUUUCUCGUUAAUUCGUAAAACAAUUUUUUUUUUUCGAAAAGUUUAUUUAAUCCCUAAGAGAUAUACAAAACAAACAUUUCCUUUGCAACUAUUAUAAUUCCCUAAAAUAAUGCAGGAAAUUUGUCAUGAGUUUUCAUUUUACUUCAUUCGUCUGAUGAAUUCUGUACUUUGAAUCUUAAACGUCGGUGUGAUGGAACACCACACGAUGUUCGCACUGCAGUAUUAAAAUUUAAUCACUCAUUACUUAAAUUCCAUCGAGUGGAUGCCCGCGAUACAAAUGAAACUCUCACACGUGUCCGAAUCCUCAUUCUCUUCCAUAAGUGCUUUUGUUUCGAUAUCCAGCUAUGCUCUAAAAUUAUGCACAUCUGCAAAUCAGUAUUAAAAUAUUACAAUUUCAUAUUUUACAGUUGAUUUUAUCCCAUUUAUUAAUUGUUUUUUUUUGUCAUUUUUCUUUCACUAACUCUCAUUUUUAUGGAGAAAGAAAAACGGGAGGAAAUAAAGGGAAAAUUCCUCUCCCUCAUUCCUCUGAUGCCCUGGGGAAAUUGGCUUUCACUCGUUAUCACACACGGCUUCAGAAGAAUCGGGUGAAAAAUGAUUAAAUAAAGUGUGAAAGUAGAAGGGACGAUCGAAGUGCGAUUCACCAAUGUCCGGACAUGUUUCCAAAUAAUCUUCACACGGUUUAAUAUUCCCCCAUCAGCUCCCAGUCGAGUCAAGAUUGCAAUCGUGAUACUGCAGCAGAUGUCUCUUGCACCUCUUCCACAAGAAUAAAAUUAUCAUAAAUUUGGUAUUGAUUGAAAUUUUCGUUCGAAUCUUGAAAUAUUUCAGUUUUUUUUCUGACGGUUUUAUUCAAACUUGGAAGAGAUCUGUACAUAACUAGAAGUCUAGGAAUGUCAACAUUACAAGAAACGACAAUAAUUUAUUACAAUACAGCUGUACACCCAGGCAAAAUGACUCUUGGCAGCAUUUUUGUAUAUUUCUUUCGGUAUUAAGAAUUUGUUACUCAUGUUUAAAUUAACUCUUAUUACUUAUUAACUUCAUCGCAUUCCUUUCGCGUUCAAUUAAUUGAUCUAAAUAACCUCAAAUUGCUGUUGUUUUAACUGUAGUUGUACUCUUUAUUGUUAUUGCGAAAACGGAGGAUGAACAAUGACGAGAUUGACAGGCUCGUUUUUUUUGUUUUUUUUUUUUAAAUAAUUUCAAAAUGGUUUCCUUUAUCUUCUUAUUGAUCUCGUUGAAAAGUAAGCACACUUGUACACGUACAGAAACACUCAUUCCCAUGAGAAAAGAAAUUCGAAGGAUUUUUAACACUCGUGAGAAAUAAAAAGAGCUCUUUUCAAUGAUUAAGUAACACGAGAAGUCAAUAACUCACGCUAAAUUCAAUGUUUAUUACUCCAUCAUCACAAUAUUUUGCUAGAAAAAAAAAUCAAUUUUUUAAUUUCAAACAUUCCAUCAAAGGAAAUUAAGCGCAUUUUAACAACUAAAUACUUUACUCCUCUAUCAAAUUAAGAUUUUUAAAUUUGUAUUUAAUCGAAGAACGCACACUCGCAAAACGUGGGACAGGAAAAAAAUUGCUAAAAAAAUUAAAGAUACAAAAUGACUGAGGAAAAGGAAACUGCUGACUUUUUCAUUCUACAAAAUAGUUAUUUUCCUCUUGAAAUUUGAAAAAAGAGAACGACGACCCUUGGACAUCUGCUUUCCUUAUUUCACCUCAUUGGGCUCUUUAUUUUUAUAAUUUUCUGCGAUGUCUCAUGGACUUUCACGAAGUUUCAUUCCUGUCAAAUUGAUUUUAUCUCAUACUUGAGGUAUGCAUUUACCUAUUUAAUUACUCUUUCCAUGGUGAUUUUUUCUGUUGCUCUCAAUCUUACUAUGAAUUAUGUUAAAAUACAAAUUCCACGCAUACCAUUAAAUCUCUCUCAUUCAGAUUUGUUUUAUUUAUUUUUUCUUUUUCCUCUUUUACAACAUAAUAGCUUCAUUCACUCUCGUACACAAUGUUUCGGUUCUGUUAUUUAUUUUUUUUAAAUUAUUAUUACUUUUUUUUCAAUUUUUUGUAUUUUAACUCAACUUUUCAAAGUAAUAAUUAUUAAACACUGAGGUGUUAGGGAGGGACAAGAGUGACAAUAUUGAAUGAAGAAAAUUGAGAGAAUGAGAAGUACGUGAAAAAUAAUGAAGAAAAAAAAACAAAAUUGAUAAUU